AUGGUAGUCAAUGUCCUGUUUAUAGAUUCUUAUGACUCUUUUUCGUACAACUUGGUGAAGUUGAUUCGGGCCCAAAGCGACCAAAUUCAUGUAACCAUUAUUCACAACAACACAUUCGCUUCAUUUGAUGAAUUGCGACAGUUUUUGACCUAUUUCGACUGCAUUGUGGUGGGUCCCGGACCGGGGAACCCAAAGAAUGGCUACGAAGAUGUGGGGUUACUUAAUGAGAUGUUCUGCAGUGAACUACAGGUUCCAGUGCUCGGAAUCUGUUUGGGAUUUCAGGUGAUGUGCUUGUCUGCAGGUUGCACUAUUAGUCAAUUGAGCGAGAUCAAGCAUGGACAAGUAUAUGACAUUAAGGUCAUUAGUUCAGAAAGUAAUGAGGAGGGGUCUUCGCGGAAAUCUUUGUUUGAAAACUAUCCAACAACAUUCAAGUCGGUGCGCUACCAUUCGCUAAAAGUGUCGGUCAAUGCCGAUUCUACCAGUGUCUAUCCCCUGUGUGAUACCACCGACGAGAAUGGGAAAGUGCUGAUGGGUGCUCAAAUUGCCGCAACACCGUGGUAUGGCGUUCAGUACCAUCCAGAGUCUUGCUGCUCAGAUUUGGGCGGCCUUUUGAUCUCCAAUUUCCUGACCAUUGCUAAGAACUUCAACAAGUCACAACAGAGACUGAACUCAAGGUACCGCCUGGCAGAGGAUGAUCUUCAAAGGCAGAAGAUAAUUGCACUUUUGGACAAAACAAUUGAUAAAACCAGCGUCUAUAAGAAACCAACGCUUACAGACUCAAAGAUAACUAUAAAAGAACACAAGAUCGCUCCAAACGCGCGGUUGGCUCUAGAAUUUUGCAAUUCUUUGGCAGUGCCAUUCUUCUUGAUGUCCUCUUCGACUAUUCAGGAUAAUAGAGGCGAGCAUUCCAUUAUAGCGUUACCAAACGAACGGUCCACGGUUUUUACGCAUUACGAUCAGCUGCACAAAACUUUGGUUUAUAAAUGGCGCGAUCGCAGAAUUUCAAAAGACAUGAUUGCAGCAGCAACGUCAAAUAACGAGGUCAACGUCGAAGGGCUUGAUUGCAUAAACGAAGAUAAAGGUAAUUUCUGGAAAACAAUUGGAAGCUUCAUGAAAGACCAAUUGGUCUCGAAUAGGCCCGAUCUUCCAUUUAUUGGAGGGUUAGUUGGGGUUUUAGGCUACGAAAUGGGGAGUUUUACGGUGAACAGAGAUAAGGGUAAAAUUGUGCCUGAUGCUAAGUUAGUAUUCAUCGAGAAUAGCAUUAUAGUUGAUUUGAAGAAAGGGAAAGUCUCCUUCAUUUCGCUAAACAAUAACUUUCCUGCAGAUAUUGAGAAAAGGGUCCUCGAUGUCAUAGCAGUUGAUGGCGUCAAAUCGACUUCAUCGGAUCUGGCUCAGCUACCCCACGGUGUGGGGUUCGGCAUAAAAAUGCCAACGAAAGAGAAAUAUGCCGAGGCGUUCGAGAAGUCACAAAAAUAUCUUCACCAGGGAGAUUCAUACGAAGUAUGCCUCACAACUCAGACUGAAGUGAGGCCAGAAAAACGCGUGGACCCGUGGAGAAUUUUCCAAACACUUAUUAGAAGAAACCCGGCGCCUUUUGCCAGUUUUUUUGAGUUCAGUGAUCUAGAAGCAGGAUGGUCCGACCUCUGCUUGCUGUCGACUUCUCCUGAGCGGUUCUUGAAAUGGGAUCGAGAUUCUUGCGAGCUGCGUCCCAUCAAAGGAACAGUGAAGAAAGACGAAUCAAGCACUUUGGAGUCUGCGACGAAAAUUCUCAAGACGCCAAAGGAGUUUGGAGAAAAUUUAAUGAUUUUGGACCUGAUCCGCAAUGACUUGUACGAAUUGUUGGACAAGGUAACCGUUGAUGAGCUGAUGUCCGUCGAGGAAUACGAAACGCUUUACCAGCUGGUCAGUGUUGUGAAGGGACAUAAGCUGCAUGAUUCACCGUACUCAGGGAUCGAUCUACUACGACACUCGCUGCCGGCAGGCUCGAUGACUGGCGCGCCCAAGAAAAAUACCGUCCAAUUGCUGCAAGACGAAAUCGAAACAGAUCUCAAUGCUCAUCUCACCAGUUCAGGCGUACGCGGUGUAUAUUCUGGUGUCACUGGUUACUGGAGUUGCAACGACCGUGGCGACUGGUCCGUGAACAUUCGGUGCAUGUACUCGUACGACGAUGCCGAAUCGUGGCGUUUAGGUGCUGGUGGAGCCAUCACGGUGUUGAGCACACUGGAAGGAGAAUGGGAGGAAAUGCACACCAAGCUUUCCAGUGCGCUGCAAAUAUUCCGCGACAGUUCGAACAACUGA
Lachancea meyersii CBS 8951 is the source of this 2298-nucleotide messenger RNA. NCBI's taxonomy places the organism in Eukaryota, Fungi, Ascomycota, Saccharomycetes, Saccharomycetales, Saccharomycetaceae. The record is from the annotation of a GenBank genome assembly.